Molecule: messenger RNA, 1269 nt
Organism: Puccinia triticina
Lineage: Eukaryota; Fungi; Basidiomycota; Pucciniomycetes; Pucciniales; Pucciniaceae
Exons: 2
Coding region: 1-1269 (422 amino acids)
Source: RefSeq, a predicted model, not a curated record
AUGGAGCAGACGCGAGCUAAUACGGAAGCCGUCGACCAAAGUCGAAGGACAGAAGACAUGGCCUCUGUUCUCCGUGUCGUGCGGGGGUUGACCCACAAGCACAGCUUCGAGCGCAACCAUCUGCCCCCAGCCAAGAGAGAUCGAAGUCUGACCAUCAAGGACAUGGACGGAAAGAUCGGAAUCUGGAAGGAACUGCACUCGAUCCUUCUCCCUUCAAUCCACGACCAGCUCGAAUUGCUUCGCAACUCGCUCGACCUGCUCCAUCCCAUGAAAAAACCAAAACCAGACAUCAAGCCAAUUCUGGAGAUCCUGUCGAAUCUCGAUAAGACUUUGGAGAGCACUGUGUCGGCUAUCGUCUGUCUCACCCUCGAAUCACCUCUGCCAGACGAAAAACACGACCAUGGCCUGCAGGCCGCUAAGUUCUUUCGAUGCGCGUAUCUGCACAAGAAAAUCCAGUCUCUUGUGGAGCGCUUGAUUUAUGAAUUGUUAUUCCGGCAUCAACUUGCGAGCUUUGUCGGAUGGUGCAUUAGGCCAACUGUUACUAUCCACAAUGAUUCGCUUCGGACGCCGGGACCCGGUUUGAGGCACCAAAUCGGGACCAUCAUACUUUAUUGUAACAACGAAAUCACUAAAACGAUCCACUGGUGCCGCACAUCCGACUGGGCUGUCAUCCAGGAUGCGUGGUCAGAAGUAUGCACACCACUUGAUCUUGUCGUGGAGAAGUUCACUGGCCAAGCCAACCGCCGAAUCCCACCAGCUUAUCGGACUAACACGAAUAUCGAGACAAACGCCACGACAGAAUUCAUAGUCAAAGUAGCCAGGUCAGCCCUCCCACUCGUCAAGUUAGCGAGGAUCUUGGGCAAGAAAACUUCCGGAAUGAUCUCGACGAAACGGAUAUCGACGUCGGACGCAACACUGGAGCUCAACUCAGAGACGAUCAAGCAGUUAUACGAAGCCCCUCAAGCGCUCGCCAGGCUUUACCACCUGUACAACCUCCUCAGCCUUCUGGAUCUCUCGGUUCGAGUCAUCCCUGUCAAUCAGCAAAUCGGUAUUCGUUCUUUGAUCCAAAACCUUCCCCGGGGCAUGGCAUCCACCUUAUCUGUUCUCGAUUCGGUUCUGAUCCCUGUGCUGGCCCAAGUCAAAGACAAUUCGCCCACAACCCAAUUCAACUCUUUCCUUCCGGACUUGAAACAAUCCUGGGAUAAGGCAAGUGAGCAUUUGAUCGAUGUGAUGAUCACGUCCUUUGAAUUCGAACACAUGAACGUUUGA